CUGACGGAGGGGAGGGGUCACGUGACCAGCGAAGCAGCUCGAGGAGGAAACGAGAAAAGUCACGAAGUUUAGUUUGUUUCUCUUGAAUCUGUUGGCUGUGACUGGAGUUCUUCUCGUGCUGUUCUGUGGAUGAGGAGAGCAGGAUUAAUACAGUCCUCCUUCAAGACGAGACACGCUGAGACAAAGCAGCUGAGAAAGUGUUUCUGAGAAAUAAUUAACUGAUUUUAUUCUGCCGUUGUGAACAAUGAUGAUGAUGAUGAUGAUGAUGAAGGUUCUGCUGUGUUUGUGUGCGUCUCUCGCUGCUGUUCGCUGUGUGCCGCCCGUCCAGACUCAACCUGAGCAGGUGCACGUCUCGUAUCCAGGUGUGGAGAACUCGAUGUUGGUCACGUGGUCGACGGCUGAUGAGACCGAGAGUGUAGUGGAGUACAGUCUGUGGGGCGGGAAGCUCUUCAGUCACACGGCGAAGGGAACCGCAAGACUGUUUAUAGACGGAGGACCUGAGAACAGAACACUGUACAUCCACCGAGUCACACUCACCCACCUGAUCCCCGCCGCUGCGUACGUGUAUCACUGUGGCAGUGACGCUGGAUGGAGUGACAUCUUCUUCUUCACGUCUCUGAAUGAAAGCACGAGCUUCAGCCCCAGAUUCGCUCUCUUUGGAGACAUGGGCAACGAGAACCCUCAGUCUCUGAGUCGCCUGCAGAAAGAGACGCAGCUGGGGAUGUACGACGUGAUUCUGCACAUCGGGGACUUUGCGUAUGACAUGCAUGAGGAUAACGGCCGGAUCGGAGAUGAGUUCAUGCAGCAGAUCCAGUCCAUCGCUGCUUACACGCCGUACAUGACCUGUCCUGGAAACCACGAGUGGGCUUAUAACUUCUCCCACUACAGGAACCGCUUCAGUAUGCCGGGACACACGGAGAACCUGUGGUACAGCUGGAACAUCGGACCCGCUCAUAUCAUCUCCUUUUCCACUGAAGUCUAUUUCUAUCUGGAAUACGGCCUGGAUCUGCUCUUCAGACAGUAUGAGUGGCUAAAGGAGGAUCUACAGGAGGCGAACCGUCCGGAGAACCGAGCUCAGCGGCCGUGGAUCAUCACGAUGGGACACAGACCCAUGUACUGCUCCGACGACGACGGGGACGACUGCACACACUUCCAGAGCUACGUCAGACUCGGACGUAACGACACGGAGCCUGCUGCUCCUGGACUCGAGGAUCUAUUCUAUCUGAAUGGAGUGGAUCUGGAGCUCUGGGCUCAUGAACACACGUAUGAGAGACUCUGGCCUGUGUAUAAUUACAAGGUGCUGAACGGGAGCUCGUAUGUGAAUCCUAAAGCCCCCGUGCACAUAAUCACAGGUUCAGCUGGCUGUCGAGAGAAACACGACGGAUUCAUCCCUAACCCCCGAGACUGGAGCGCCUUCAGAAGCACAGAUUACGGAUACACACGCAUGAGGAUCAUCAACAACACACACCUGUACCUGGAGCAGGUGUCUGACGACCAGUACGGUAGAGUGAUUGAUCAGAUGCUGCUGGUGAAGGAGAAACACGGAGCAGACUCCUGGAGAUGAACCCAGUCCUGAGUCUUCUUCAUCCUCCGGUGGAUCUGACCGGGAGCACAGGGACAUGAGGGACACUUAAGUCUUAAAUCAUCUCUCCUCUGAUGUCUGGUUAGUUCGGAUAAAACAGAAAAAUCUGGAAUCUGAGGGUAAACUUCUUUAAAGUUGUUCAAAGGAAGUUUUGAGAUGUUUACGGUUGGAAAUUUACAAAACAAUCUUCACUGAAUAUGAUCCUAAUAUCCUAAUGAUUUUUGGCAUAAAAGAAAAAUGUAUAAUUUAUUGUAUAAUUUCUAAAUCAAUUCUCUUCUGACUGCUGCUGUUCUCCAGAGACACUGGUUCUCCUUCAGGUUUCUUCUGGAUCUUUAGAUGGACUGGAUACGGGUUAAAAUGUCUUUCUAUGAUUGUAUUUUAAUAUGCAGAUAAAGUACUGUAUUAUAUACUUUGAUUUUUUUAAAGCCAUGAGCUCUGUUCUAAAACCUCGUGAGCGUUUUAAACAUCACAUAAAGUCUGAAACACCAUGCUGCCUUCUAAAGGGACGUUUACAAACUUCACUUAAAACCUUUAUAUAUAAUGCAUUCUGGACAUAUUUUGAUGCAUUGAUUAUGUCUCGUAAUGCACUGUAUGAAUAAUAUAAACCACAGUUCUAAUACAUUAUAGUAUUUUGUUAAAGGUAUAGUGCGUUAAAACAUGACAAACAAGCCUUAGCUUAUUAUAAUGAAGAAGAAAUGCAUUACAAUUUACAUUAAAUCUACUUUUAUGAUGCAUUGCAUAAGUGUUAACUUCAAAUGCUGUUAUGUUUUAGAAAAUGCAAAAGUAGAAGUAUACCGUAUACGCAUUGCAACAAAAGUGAGCCGUCAAGCGAGCAAUAGAAACAUUCAUUUGGUUUCGGUGUGUUUUUGCAUCUAGCUGCUAUCAUUAGCCUGAAGUGUGCUGUCUAUGUAGUGCACUAGGGUUUGGAACAGAGUGAGGUGCUGCUGAAAGCUUGAAUAAAAGGGUUCUGUCAGUAA
This is a messenger RNA of Puntigrus tetrazona (Sumatra barb), 2559 nucleotides long. RefSeq names its product acid phosphatase 7, tartrate resistant (putative) (gene acp7). Gene Ontology annotation, molecular function: acid phosphatase activity; metal ion binding. The record is from RefSeq and is a predicted model, not a curated record. Lineage: Eukaryota; Metazoa; Chordata; Actinopteri; Cypriniformes; Cyprinidae. The transcript has 15 exons. The coding region runs from base 245 to 1564 and encodes 439 amino acids.